Lates calcarifer (barramundi perch) is the source of this 2975-nucleotide messenger RNA. RefSeq names its product WW domain-binding protein 11 (gene wbp11). Gene Ontology annotation, cellular component: spliceosomal complex. Lineage: Eukaryota; Metazoa; Chordata; Actinopteri; Centropomidae. The transcript is spliced from 13 exons. The record is from RefSeq and is a predicted model, not a curated record. Gene Ontology annotation, biological process: mRNA cis splicing, via spliceosome. Bases 216 to 2390 code for a protein of 724 amino acids.
UCAAAUUCACCACUUCCGCUCCUGCUCGCGGCCGUAAACAUGGCGAGAGGCUAGCAGGGUCGUUGUGUGCAUUCAGACCUGAAGGCUCUGGGUUUCUAUUUCAGGGCGUACACCAUACGAUUUAUUUUACUUUUAGCACCAAGAGGUGCUUGAGUAGGGCGUUUGGCUCUACGGGUUUCACUUAUAUAAAAGGGUGAAGGAAACGCACCGGCAACAUGGGGCGACGUUCAACCUCCUCCACCAAGAGUGGGAAGUUUAUGAACCCCACCGACCAGGCCAGAAAGGAGGCCAGAAAAAGGGAGUUAAAAAAGAACAAGAAGCAGAGAAUGAUGGUGAGAGCAGCAGUGCUGAAGAUGAAGGACCCCAGACAGAUCAUCAGAGACAUGGAGAAGCUGGAUGAGAUGGAGUUCAACCCAGUUCAGCAGCCCCUGCUGAAUGAGAAGGUGUUGAGGGAUAAGAGGAAGAAACUUCGCGAAACAUUUGAACGCAUCGUCCGUUUGUAUGAGAGAGAGAAUCCUGACACCUACAAGGAGCUACGCAAACUGGAAUUGGACUAUGAGACCAAGCGGGGGCAGCUGGCUCUCUAUUUUGACUCAGUCAAGAAUGCAGAGUCAGUGGAGGUGGACAGUAUCCCUCUACCAGAUAUGCCUCAUGCCCCCUCCAAUAUCCACAUCCAGGACAUCCCACUGCCGGGGGCUCAGCCUCCCUCUAUACUGAAGAAGAGCUCCACUUUUGGGAAAGGACCCCCUUCGUCAGCCUCUGGGCCAGUGUUGGCAACAAUACCAGGUGUGCCACGUUUACCUCCAGGGAAGAAGCCUCCUGGUCCCCCACCUGGGCCCCCACCGCCACAGGUUCUGGCACUGUAUGGCAUUCCUGCUCGACGAGCUUAUGGCGCAGACACAGAGCCUUCCAUUCCUGGUUUAGAAAAGGACUCUGCAAUGGACUUUGGAAGAGAUCGGGACAGUGGCAGUGAGAGUGACAGAGAUCGGGAGGAUAUGGACGAUGACGACAGCGACUCUGAAGAUGACAGCGAGGAAGAGAGAGAUGAAGGUGGAGACGGUGACCAGAGAAUGAAGGAGGAUAGAGACAGAAGUGAAAGGCAUGCUGGUCGCAGUGUGCGUUUCGCUGAUAUGCCUCCAGAGGCACCUCGUGAAGGAAAGAGGAAGAAAAAGAGACUGGUGAAGAAGACCAAGGCCAUUACCCCUCUGCAGGCCAUGAUGUUAAGGAUGGCAGGUCAGUCAGUUCCUGAAGAGGAAGAAGAAGAAGAGGUAGAGGAGGAAUACACAGAUGAAUCAGACAACUCGGACAUUGAGGACAGGGGACCACCAGGGGACAACCAGUCCCACCUCAUGCCCAAUCAGCGUCUACCCCCUCCUGGUGGGCCAAUGGGACAGCAAGGACCUCCACACUUGCAAGGUCCACCAAUGACUGGCCCUCCGCCACUGGGUCCACCCCCAGCUCCUCCGAUGAGGCCUCCUGGUCCACCCUCUGGCCCACCUCCUGGCCCACCACCAGGUGCUCCUCCGUUCUUGAGGCCCCCGGGAAUGCCUGGAGGCAUGAGGGGUCCAAUGCCUCGUCUUCUGCCUCCAGGACCUCCACCAGGUCGACCCCCUGGCCCUCCGCCAGGCCCCCCUCCUGGCCUGCCUCCAGGCCCCCCACCACGUGGACCCCCUCCCAGACUGCCACCCCCAGCACCACCAGGUAUCCCACCUCCUCCCCCGAGAGCAGGAGGGCCCCCACGUCCACUUGCCCCACCACUCUCCCUCUUCCCUCCACCUCUCAACUCCAAUGUGCUCAGUGCUCCUCCCAACAUUGUCCAGCGGCAAAAGGGCUCAGGAUCCAGCCAAGACAGUUCUCAGACCAACUUACCACCCCCUGCCAUGCCCAUGCGACCUGGUGUCAUGCAGAUGCCUCCUCCCCCCGGGACAGCUGCCGCCUCCACAGGCGCCAAUCCUGGCAGCAAUCCCCCCGGCCACCACCAUGCAGCCACCAUCGAAAAACGAGCCAACAUCACCUCUGUGGCAGCCGCAGGAGUCGGCCUGGCAGCGGGUGGUGGAUCUGGCGGGGCCACCAUCUCCGCAAAACCUCAGAUUAUCAAUCCAAAGGCAGAGGUCACCCGCUUUGUGCCCACAGCGCUGAGGGUGCGUAGGGACAAGAGUGGAGCAAUGCCUGGUGCAGCACCAGGGCCUCUGGAGAAAGCAGGGGGUGGUGUUGGGGGAAGGAGGGGAGAUGAAGGCAUGGGAGGAGGGCAGGGGCAGAAACAGCAGGCAACAGCUGCUCCGAUGGGCAUGGCCAACCCAGUCCAGAUGGGAGCUGUGUCUCAGCCCAACAUGAAGACUAAAGACCAGGUGUAUGAAGCCUUCAUGAGGGAGAUGGAGGGACUCCUUUGAGACUUAAGAGGACAUUGGGGAAAAUAUUCAUUGGGGUGCUCUGAGCAACAGGAGUGUGUUAGUUUUCUGUAUUUUCUGUGCAGAGUAUUAGAGGUAGCUGUCUUCAAAACAUUCAGCUAGACCAGUUUCCCUUUAGCAAACAAAGGAAAGCUGCCACACUCUCAGCACUGAUCUCAACAGACUCAUCUUCAUUUCAUCUGGACUAUUAUUUGUUGUAUCUAGAGAGAAUGUGAAUUUUACAUAAGAUAAUUAAUCUUAUUAAAUUUGUAAUUGGAAACAGUUAGAUGGUCGCUAUUCCAUUAAGACAACAAACAAAAAAAAAACACUAUGCUCUGCACUGAAGAAAAUGCCAGACAACCAAGUGCUAUGUUGUGUUUAUUCUCCAGUCAACUGUCUGUCAUUUGGCAUGACCAGAAAAAGCAUUUUUGUACAAUUGUUUUACUGUCAUCUGUUUAUUUUAUCGUUGAUCUCCUAAACAUGUUGGGCAUCAAAACAAAGGUGUAAAAUGUUUGUCAACCACUGACAAAAUACAUGUUUGAAACUGUUUAACCUGCAGCUAAAUAAAUACUUCAGAAACUCUUUUUA